CGGCGCUAUCGAGGUGCCGAGUGCUGCCGAGCCGUCCCGAGUUGUCCCGACAGCUUCCGAAAGUUGCCGAGUGCGGCCGAGUGCGGCUGUAGGGAGAAGGCGGCCCCGCGGCGGCGCGGAGGGAGCGGGGUGUCGGGGUCCGGACCCGGCCAUGAUCGAGGUGGUGGCCAAGCUGGGCCGCGGGCCCGUGUUCCUGGCUGGGGAGAUGCUGGAGUGUGUUAUCACCUUCACCAACCCCUUGUCGGCCUCCUCCACGUCCGCCAGCAGUGAGAUGCUGGCGUGGGCCAGUGCCCAGAUUCAUUGCCAGUUUCAUGCCAGUGAGAACCGGGUAGUGCUUCCUCCAUCUGAUGGCAGCAAGCCGGACGUACAGGCAGAGAACGAGACGGUCUUUGUCCCCAACAGAGGAGAGCGGGGUCAGUGUAUCCUGUCCACACCACCAAAGAUUCUGUUCUGUGACCUGCGACUGGAUCCCGGGGAGUCUAAAUCCUAUUCGUACUGCGAGACGCUGCCCAUAGAUGGCCCUCCCUCUUUCCGGGGACAGUCAGUGAAGUAUGUAUACAAGCUGACCAUCGGCUGCCAGCGGGUCAACUCCCCCAUCAAGCUCCUGCGUGUGCCCUUCCGUGUCCUUGUGUUGCAUGGCCUCAAGGAUUACCAGUGCCCACAGGAUGAAGCUGUUGCACCUUCUAACCCCUUCCUGGAAGAGGAGGAGGGCUUGAAGAAAGACUCCCGCCUGGCAGACCUGGCUAGAGAUCUGCUCAUGGCAGCCACCUCUCGACGCAGCCUGCACUUGUACAAUAUCAGCAACACACGUGGGAAGGUGGGGACGUUCUGUAUCUUCAAGACUGUGUAUAAGAUUGGAGAGGAUGUCAUUGGGACCUUUAACUUCUCAGAAGGAGACAUUCCAUGCUUACAGUUCUCAGUGAGUCUGCAGACAGAAGAGAGCAUCCAGGAGGAGUUCCAGAGGCGACGGGGACAGCCUGUCUCCUUCAGCACACAUGCCCGCCAUCAGGAGGCCUGCCUGCACACAGCCCAGAGCAGUUUCAACCUGCCGAUCCCACUGAGCUCAACUCCAGGAUUCACCACCAAUAUCGUGACCCUGAAGUGGAGGCUGCACUUUGAGUUCGUGACUUCUGGGGAGUCAGCAAGGACCUGCAUGGUUCGUGGGAGCCAGUCAGAGGCCGUCACCUGGACUGGGGUGGAGCAGAUUGAAGUGGACACUUUCAGCUGGGACUUACCCAUCAAAGUUCUUCCCACAAACCCCAUCCUGGCCUCCUACGUAUCUCAGUUCUCUAGCGCCAACUCCAUCACCAUCUGAAGUGGAGAGAGCCAGUGAGAACCCACAGUGCUGAAGGGAUUGGCUGGCAGGACCACCACCAGUGUGCAGCAGGAUGCACACCCAGGACUCCUCAGGUUUGUUUGCAGCUUAUGGGUGGGCACUGGACAGGUCUGUCCUGCCUGUGCGCAGAGGAGCAUUGUGCAUGCUGCCAUGCUCUGUGCCAUGGCUUUCAGUUGUGCCUGUGUGAGCCUGAGUCGCAGCCCUCACUGCAACAAGAUCUGCUUCCUGGGGAAGGGCCUUGCAUGUGCCUUUACCCCAGGACAAAGCUUCCAAGAGACAAGGGCACGGCUCAGGGAUCCUGGAGCUUUUCAGAGAAGCCUCGUGCUGGCUUUGCAUGGAGAUCAUGGCAGGCCAGUCUUGUUCUGCCAGCUUAUGUGGGCUGGAUGUGGCCGAGUGCUGUGGCAGCUCCAGUUGGAGCAAGGUGGCAGAAGCAUAGUAGUGAUCCAAAGCUGUGACAUAGUGAGUACCUGGGCUAUUCUUUCCUUCUGCUCUUGUGUUCAAAGGCAUCCUGCUGGUUUUGGGAUCCUUGAGGAGCUGAAAUGAAUGCACACUGGGCAUUCAGGAGCUGGGACAGAAGUCUCUCUGCUCAACAGCCAGCUCUGCAUUUCUACCAGACCUUUCAGAGUUUUUCUUUUUGCAUAGAAAUCUAAUAAACACUAGAAAAUGCAAAA
This is a messenger RNA of Coturnix japonica (Japanese quail), 2007 nucleotides long. It is a transcript of the gene RGP1, whose product is annotated as RGP1 partner of RAB6A GEF complex. Lineage: Eukaryota; Metazoa; Chordata; Aves; Galliformes; Phasianidae. The record is from RefSeq and is a predicted model, not a curated record.